Staurois parvus is the source of this 298-nucleotide messenger RNA. The record is from the annotation of a GenBank genome assembly. NCBI's taxonomy places the organism in Eukaryota, Metazoa, Chordata, Amphibia, Anura, Ranidae.
ACAAUUAAAAAACUGAUAUUGAGGUUUAUCUGGAAGAAAAAAAAAAAACAAGAAUAAGUUAUGAAGUACUCGUUAUGGUCUUCUCUUUGGGAAUGUAUAUAUUGUCUGUGUAUACUGUAUAUAUUUGAGGGAUAUCUGUACUGUUCUGACAUUCUUGGACCUCAAGAAAUUAGAUUGGCCGUCAGGACUUCAGGAUUGAUCAAUUUUCAGAUAUAUCCCAUAGUUUGUGAACUAUAUAACUUUCCUACAGACUAAAUAAUACAUCCUAAUUUGGGAUAUUUUCACCAAAGACAUGUAG